Coregonus sp. 'balchen' is the source of this 24685-nucleotide messenger RNA. The record is from the annotation of a GenBank genome assembly. Lineage: Eukaryota; Metazoa; Chordata; Actinopteri; Salmoniformes; Salmonidae.
GUCUACCGCUGAUACCUCCCUCCUCCAGGUCAGCCCCCACAGCAGAGCUAUGUCCCAGUCCUUUGAGAACCUGCUAGAUGAUGCCACCUUCGGACUUAUUACGGUACAACCUGCACACCCUAGUCUACACCUGCCUCACACGGUAACUACACCUGACUCACACGGUAACUACACCUGACUCACACGGUAACUACACCUGUCUCACACGGUAACUACACCUGUCUCACACGGUAACUACACCUGACUCACACGGUAACUACACCUGACUCACACGGUAACUACACCUGACUCACACGGUAACUACACCUGCCUCACACGGUAACUACACCUGUCUCACACGGUAACUACACCUGACUCACACGGUAACUACGCCUAUCUCACACGGUAACUACACCUGUCUCACACGGUAACUACACCUGACUCACACGGUAACUACACCUGCCUCACACGGUAACUACACCUGCCUCACACGGUAACUACACCUGUCUCACACGGUAACUACACCUGUCUCAUACGGUAACUACACCUAUCUCACACGGUAACUACACCUGACUCACACGGUAACUACACCUGACUCACACGGUAACUACACCUGCCUCACACGGUAACUUCACCUGCCUCACACGGUAACUACACCUGCCUCACACGGUAACUACACCUGUCUCACACGGUAACUACACCUGUCUCACACGGUAACUACACCUGUCUCACACGGUAACUACACCUGUCUCACACGGUAACUACACCUGUCUCACACGGUAACUACACCUGUCUCACACGGUAACUACACCUGUCUCACACGGUAACUACACCUGUCUCACACGGUAACUACACCUGUCUCACACGGUAACUACACCUGUCUCACACGGUAACUACACCUGUCUCACACGGUAACUACACCUGACUCACACUCACACACUGCUGCCCCUAUCUCACCCACUGCUGCCCCUAUCUCACCCACUGCUGCCCCUAUCUCACCCACUGCUGCCCUAUCUCACCCACUGCUGCCCUUAUCUCACCCACUGCUGCCCCUAUCUCACCCACUGCUGCCCCUAUCUCACCCACUGCUGCCCCUAUCUCACCCACUGCUGCCCCUAUCUCACCCACUGCUGCCCCUAUCUCACCCACUGCUGCCCCUAUCUCACCCACUGCUGCCCCUAUCUCACCCACUGCUGCCCCUAUCUCACACAAUACAGUCCAUGCCUGCUUCACGCACUAGCAAUGCUCUCUAAUGUAGUCCAUGCCUUCACCCCUCCACCUCCCAGACUCUAUAUGGUCUCCUAUCACUCUCUAUAAGAUUCCUCCCAGCCUCUAUAAGGACUCCUCCCAGCCUCUAUACGUUCUCCUCCCAGCCUCUAUACGUUCUCCUCCCAGCCUCUAUACGUUCUCCUCCCAGCCUCUAUACGUUCUCCUCCCAGCCUCUAUACGUUCUCCUCCCAGCCUCUAUACGUUCUCCUCCCAGCCUCUAUAACGUCUCCUCCCAGCCUCUAUACCGUCUCCUCCCAGCCUCUAAACUGUCUCCUCCCAGCCUCUAAACUGUCUCCUCCCAGCCUUUAGACUUGCUCCUCUCAGCCUCUAUACCGUCUCCUCCCAGUCUCUAAACUGUCUCCUCCCAGCCUCUAGACUGCAUCCUCCCAGCCUCUCUUCCCAGUCUCUAUACCGUCUCCUCCCAGCCUCUAUACUGUCUCCUCCCAGCCUCUAUACUGUCUCCUCCCAGCCUCUAUACCGUCUCCUCCCAGCCUGUCCUCCCAGCCUCUAGACUGUCUCCUCCUGGACUUACUCCUCCCAACCUCUAGACUCUCCUCCCAGCCUCUAUACCGUCUCCUCCCAGCCUGUCCUCCCAACCUCUAGACUCUCCUCCCAGCCUCUAUACUGUCUCCUCCCAGCCUCUAUACUGUCUCCUCCCAGCCUCUAUACUGUCUCCUCCCAGCCUCUAUACCGUCUCCUCCCAGCCUGUCCUCCCAGCCUCUAGACUGUCUCCUCCUGGACUUACUCCUCCCAACCUCUAGACUCUCCUCCCAGCCUCUAUACUGUCUCCUCCCAGCCUCUAGACUGCAUCCUCCCAGUCUCUAGACUGUCUCCUCCCAGCCUCUAUACCGUCUCCUCCCAGCCUCUAUACUGUCUCCUCCCAGCCUCUAGACUGCUUCCUCCCAGCCUCUAGACUGUCUCCUCCCAGUCUCUAUACCGUCUCCUCCCAGCCUCUAUACUGUCUCCUCCCAGCCUCUAGACUGCAUCCUCCCAGUCUCUAGACUGUCUCCUCCCAGCCUCUAUACCGUCUCCUCCCAGUCUCUAGACUGCUUCCUCCCAGCCUCUAGACUGCUUCCUCCCAGACUCUCCUCCCAGCCUCUAGACUGCUUCCUCCCAGACUCUCCUCCCAGCCUCUAGACCGUCUCCUCCCAGACUCUAAACUUCUCCUCCCAGCCUCUAGACCGUCUCCUCCCAGGCUCUAAACUGUCUCCUCCCAGCCUCUAGACUGCAACCUCCCAGACUCUACUCCCAGCCUCUAGACCGUCUCCUCCCAGACUCUAAACUUCUCCUCCCAGCCUCUAGACUGCUUCCUCCCAGACUCUCCUCCCAGCCUCUAGACCGUCUCCUCCCAGACUCUAAACUUCUCCUCCCAGGCUCUAGACCGUCUCCUCCCAGGCUCUAAACUGUCUCCUCCCAGCCUCUAGACUGCUUCCUCCCAGACUCUCCUCCCAGGCUCUAUACUCUGUCUCUUCCCAGUCUCUCCUCCCAGCCUCUAUACUGUCCUCUCAUCCUCUAUACUGUCUCAGGGUUCACAGAACAACUCAAUGGUGUUAUUUAAAUGAGUUUAUUCUGAACGGGGCAGUGACUUAAUAAGAGCAGCACAUUUUGUUAGUUUGUUUUAUGAGGCCUCUCUGAAGGCCUUGGUAGGAGAAAUGGGCUGUCCCCCAAAUGGCACCCUAUUCCCUUUAUAGUCCAUAGGGCUCUGGUCAAAAGUAGUGCACUAUGUAGGGUAUAGGGUGCCAUUUGGGACUCUUGGAUAGGGGAUAAUACAGGAUGGAGGUAUGGGGGUUACAGGGGGGAGGGUACAUGCUCUGGGUAGGGGAUCACUGGAUAAUACAGGAUGGAGGUAUGGGGGUUACAGGGGGGAGGGUACAUGCUCUGGGUAGGGGAUCACUGGAUAAUACAGGAUGGAGGUAUGGGGGUUACAGGGGGGAGGGUACAUGCUCUGGGUAGGGGAUCACUGGAUAAUACAGGAUGGAGGUAUGGGGGUUACAGGGGGAGGGUACAUGCUCUGGGUAGGGGAUCACUGGAUAAUACAGGAUGGAGGUAUGGGGGUUACAGGGGGGAGGGGUACAUGCUCUGGGUAGGGGAUCACUGGAUAAUACAGGAUGGAGGUAUGGGGGUUACAGGGGGGAGGGUACAUGCUCUGGGUAGGGGAUCACUGGAUAAUACAGGAUGGGGGUUACAGGGGGGAGGGUACAUGCUCUGGGUAGGGGAUCACUGGAUAAUACAGGAUGGAGGUAUGGGGGUUACAGGGGGGAGGGGUACAUGCUCUGGGUAGGGGAUCACUGGAUAAUACAGGAUGGAGGUAUGGGGGUUACAGGGGGGAGGGUACAUGCUCUGGGUAGGGGAUCACUGGAUAAUACAGGAUGGGGGUUACAGGGGGGAGGGUACAUGCUCUGGGUAGGGGAUCACUGGAUAAUACAGGAUGGAGGUAUGGGGGUUACAGGGGGGAGGGUACAUGCUCUGGGUAGGGGAUCACUGGAUAAUACAGGAUGGAGGUAUGGGGGUUACAGGGGGGAGGGUACAUGCUCUGGGUAGGGGAUCACUGGAUAAUACAGGAUGGAGGUAUGGGGGUUACAGGGGGGAGGGUACAUGCUCUGGGUAGGGAAUCACUGGAUAAUACAGGAUGGAGGUAUGGGGGUUACAGGGGGGAGGGUACAUGCUCUGGGUAGGGGAUCACUGGAUAAUACAGGAUGGAGGUAUGGGGGUUACAGGGGGGAUGGUACAUGCUCUGGGUAGGGGAGCAUGAGCUAAUAAACUUUGUACGCCAUCAGCACCAGGCUACAUUGGCUAGCUGGCAGAGGGAAGAGUUCGCGGGAGUUUUUUAGGUCGGCUCAGGGACUUUUAAUUGCAUAUCAUUUAUCUAUUGUCCAUCUCGUUGACAUUUUGUAAUAAAAAGCAUUUGUUUGCUUCAAAUAGAACCUCCGUCAGCGCAGGUCUUAGUGUUAUGCUUUAUAGUUAAAAGGGGUCCGUCCCUCUGCUCUCUCCAAACCGAUGGGCACGUUUUUUAACGGCGUCUGGUAAUGCAUUGUGGGUGGAUAAUAGGUCUAACUGUAUUGUCACUUUGUUUUAGAUCCCGGCUGCAUUAUGGAAUAGCAACGAUAUCUCAUAGACAUUAGCCUGGCUGCGAGGCUGCCUGGCUGCGUGAGAGUGCUGUCUCGUUAUCGUUAAGCUUCAGGGUGCCUUCCUCCCGCCCCAGCUCUCCUCUCCUACCGUAUUACAGUAUUACAGGAGCCAUUUAGUAAAGCAGGGAUUGUGGAGGGGAGGCUAAUGAGCCUUGACUUGCUAAUAACAUUGGGUGGCCUCUCUUCACAAAGGGGUUAACGCUGCUGGAAAAUUGUUUUCUAAUGUGACUCAAAAAAAUCCAAUUGCAAAGAUGAAUGACCAGCGUCUCAGCCUGCCGGUAACCAACGCCAGGAGAAAUAGAUUGGCCCCUUUUUGUAACGGCUUUGAUUCUCAUGGUUCUUUUGUAGAGAGUAAAACAGUAGGCCUUAAAAAGCAUUAGCUUUCUGGGUGAUGUGAUAUUGUAGGCUUUUACUUCUUCAUAGUAAGAGUACUCAGUCUGGAGAGUUGAAGGUGUUUCAGGUGGGGGCCGGGGGAUGGGACUUGGUUGUGAAUCUGAGACGAUGACCGAAGCUGUUGUGCUCUUGAGAUACUUUCCCCAUUUGCUUCUGAUGAAAAUCUAAAGUAAAAACGUGUUGUAGACUAUAUAAAGAUGAGACAUGUUUGGUGCAGUAAGUCAUCUUGCUGUGGGCACUUCCAAAGGUAACAUUUCACACCUACGAUUAGGUGAAAAUAGCAUAGCGAAAAUAAGCUCAUCACUUCCUGGGCUUGCCAUCUUUAAAGUCUUAAUAGUGAGACUACAGUUAAACUAAAUGUCUGGUGCCACACCGUUACCAAUGACUUCUUUCAUGACCCGUAUCUUUCCUGUCUUCCCAACCCUCUCUGCCUUUUCCCUCUCCUCUCCACCCUCUUUCCCCAUCUCCCCCCCCCCUCUCUCCCCCACCUCCCCAACAGAGGUUUACUCAGGACCCAGUCACCGCUACGCUGGGAGGUUUCUCCAAGGUGACCAACUACCUGUUUGAUGCGUUCCGGGGUCCAGACACGGAGCUACCGGAGCAGAGGCCUGUCGGGGAGGUGGCUGACCCGCUGAAUGAGGUCAUACCUGGGCUGGACAUCAACCAGCAGGAGGAACCUGGCUUUGAGGUCAUCACCAGGGUGAGUCAGAGUGGACACACACACACACACACACACACACACACACACACCUGUCUUGGCGAUAAAGACCAGGGUAAGUCAGGCAGGCCUAGGAAACACACACAGGUGAACAGAUCUAACACAGGUUUAAGGUCUCCAGAACCACAUCAAUGUGAUCUACUGUAGCAAUCUUCUGAGAUGUGAAGCAUGGCUGCUUACUGCCUAGUGCCGACCUGUCUCACUGGCUAGAUCAGACUUUCAGCCAGGACCGGUGCAGACUGGCUAGAUGGGACUCUCAGCCAGGACCAGUGCAGACUGGUUAGAUGGGACUCUCAGCCAGGACCAAUGCAGACUGGCUAGAUGGGACUCUCAGCCAGGACCGGUGCUUACUGGCUAGAUGGGACUCUCAGCCAGGACCGGUGCAGACUGGCUAGAUGGGACUCUCAGCCAGGACCGGUGCAGACUGCCUAGAUGGGACUUUCAGCCAGGACCGGUGCAGACUGCCUAGAUGGGACUCUCAGCCAGGACCAGUGCGGACCGGCUAGAUGGGACUCUCAGCCAGGACCAGUGCGGACCGGCUAGAUGGGACUCUCAGCCAGGACUGGUGCAGACUGGCUUGAUGGGACUCUCAGCCAGGACCAGUGCAGACUGGUUAGAUGGGACUCUCAGCCAGGACCAAUGCAGACUGGCUAGAUGGGACUCUCAGCCAGGACCAGUACGGACUGGCUAGAUGGGACUCUCAGCCAGGACCAGUGCAGACUAGAUGGGGCUCUCAGCCAGGACCAGUGCAGACUGGUUAGAUGGGACUCUCAGCCAGGACCAAUGCAGACUAGCUAGAUGGGACUCUCAGCCAGGACCAGUGCAUACUGGCUAGAUGGGACUCUCAGCCAGGACCGGUGCAGACUGGCUAGAUGGGACUCUCAGCCAGGACCAGUGCAGACUGGUUAGUUGGGACUCUCAGCCAGGACCAAUGCAGACUGGCUAGAUGGGACUCUCAGCCAGGACCAGUGCAGACUGGCUAGAUGGGACUCUCAGCCAGGACCAGUGCAGACUGGUUAGAUGGGACUCUCAGCCAGGACCAGUGCAGACUGGCUAGAUGGGACUCUCAGCCAGGACCAGUGCUGACCGGCUAGAUGGGACUCUCAGCCAGAAGUUCCCCUUUUCCCCACACACCCCUCUCCCGUCCCGCUCCAGUGCACCAGGAGGUUGUGGUAACAGCCACCCAGGUCCUCUCUAAUUGCCUCUCUGUUUUAAUUAGAAGUGACCCUCUGCUCUCAGCGUUGCCAAGGCAACCUGCGCUGCUAGCUAGCCUCCUCUCCUCUCCACAGGGGUGGUUGAGUGUGAUGAUGGAUGACGUGUUUGGCUAAACAUAGAAAUCGUUACCACACACAACCCAAACAGUGGAACAACCCACACAGUGGAACAACCCACACAGUGUAAUGGCACACAGAGUGGAACGGUAAAAUGUCACACUUGCUGUGCUUCUCAGAAACUACUGGGAAUGAGAAAUCCACUUAAACAUGUUGUUUGAACUCUAUAGUCCAGAGUGGGGACAUCAGUAGGUCUAUAGUCCAGAGUGGGGACAUCAGUAGGUCUAUAGUCCAGAGUGGGGACAUCAGUAGGUCUAUAGUCCAGACAUCAGUAGGUCUAUAGUCCAGAGUGGGGACAUCAGUAGGUCUGUAGUCCAGAGUGGGGACAUCAGUAGGUCUAUAGUCCAGAGUGGGGACAUCAGUAGGUCUAUAGUCCAGAGUGGGGACAUCAGUAGGUCUAUAGUCCAGAGUGGGGACAUCAGUAGGUCUAUAGUCCAGAGUGGGGACAUCAGUAGGUCUGUAGUCCAGAGUGGGGACAUCAGUAGGUCUAUAGUCCAGAGUGGGGACAUCAGUGGGUCUAUAGUCCAGAGUGGGGACAUCAGUAGGUCUAUAGUCCAGAGUGGGGACAUCAGUGGGUCUAUAGUCCAGAGUGGGGACAUCAGUGGGUCUAUAGUCCAGAGUGGGGACAUCAGUGGGUCUAUAGUCCAGAGUGGGGACAUCAGUAGGUCUAUAGUCCAGAGUGGGGACAUCAGUAGGUCUAUAGUCCAGAGUGGGGACAUCAGUGGGUCUAUAGUCCAGAGUGGGGACAUCAGUAGGUCUAUAGUCCAGAGUGGGGACAUCAGUAGGUCUAUAGUCCAGAGUGGGGACAUCAGUAGGUCUAUAGUCCAGAGUGGGGACAUCAGUAGGUCUAUAGUCCAGACAUCAGUAGGUCUAUAGUCCAGAGUGGGGACAUCAGUAGGUCUGUAGUCCAGAGUGGGGACAUCAGUAGGUCUAUAGUCCAGAGUGGGGACAUCAGUAGGUCUAUAGUCCAGAGUGGGGACAUCAGUAGGUCUAUAGUCCAGAGUGGGGACAUCAGUGGGUCUGUAGUCCAGAGUGGGGACAUCAGUAGGUCUAUAGUCCAGAGUGGGGACAUCAGUGGGUCUAUAGUCCAGAGUGCGGACAUCAGUAGGUCUAUAGUCCAGAGUGGGGACAUCAGUAGGUCUAUAGUCCAGAGUGGGGACAUCAGUGGGUCUGUAGUCCAGAGUGGGAACAUCAGUAGGUCUAUAGUCCAGAGUGGGGACAUCAGUGGGUCUAUAGUCCAGAGUGCGGACAUCAGUGGGUCUAUAGUCCAGAGUGGGGACAUCAGUAGGUCUAUAGUCCAGAGUGGGGACAUCAGUGGGUCUGUAGUCCAGAGUGGGGACAUCAGUGGGUCUAUAGUCCAGAGUGGGGACAUCAGUGGGUCUAUAGUCCAGAGUGGGGACAUCAGUGGGUCUGUAGUCCAGAGUGGGGACAUCAGUGGGUCUGUAGUCCAGAGUGGGGACAUCAGUAGGUCUAUAGUCCAGAGUGGGGACAUCAGUAGGUCUAUAGUCCAGAGUGGGGACGUUGUUUCUAGACACCAGCCAUAUGCCUCCAUUACCUCCUCCUGGUUCUAAUAACUAUCUUCACUACAGUGCACCAUCACCACCUCCUGGUUCUAAUAACUAUCUUCACUACAGUGCACCAUCACCUCCUCCUGGUUCUAAUAACUAUCUUCACUACAGCGCUCCAUCACCUCCUCCUGGUUCUAAUAACUAUCUUCACUACAGUGCACCAUCACCUUCUCCUGGUUCUAAUAACUAUCUUCACUACAGUGCUCCAUCACCUCCUCCUGGUUCUAAUAACUAUAUUCACUACAGUGCACCAUCACCUCCUCCUGGUUCUAAUAACUAUCUUCACUACAGUGCACCAUCACCUCCUCCUGGUUCUAAUAACUAUCUUCACUACAGUGCACCAUCACCUCCUCCUGGUUCUAAUAACUAUCUUCACUACAGUGCUCCAUCACCUCCUCCUGGUUCUAAUAACUAUCUUCACUACAGUGCACCAUCACCUUCUCCUGGUUCUAAUAACUAUCUUCACUACAGUGCACCAUCACCUCCUCCUGGUUCUAAUAACUAUCUUCACUACAGUGCACCAUCACCUCCUCCUGGUUCUAAUAACUAUCUUCACUACAGUGCUCCAUCACCUCCUCCUGGUUCUAAUAACUAUAUUCACUACAGUGCACCAUCACCUCCUCCUGGUUCUAAUAACUAUCUUCACUACAGUGCACCAUCACCUCCUCCUGGUUCUAAUAACUAUCUUCACUACAGUGCACCAUCACCUCCUCCUGGUUCUAAUAACUAUCUUCAAUACAGUGCACCAUCACCUCCUCCUGGUUCUAAUAACUAUCUUCACUACAGUGCACCAUCACCACCUCCUGGUUCUAAUAACUAUCUUCACUACAGUGCACCAUCACCUCCUCCUGGUUCUAAUAACUAUAUUCACUACAGUGCACCAUCACCUCCUCCUGGUUCUAAUAACUAUCUUCACUACAGUGCACCAUCACCUCCUCCUGGUUCUAAUCUUCCAUCUAAAUAAAGAUAACAAUUCACUGUCUUGGUCGGGCUGUUAUAAUAUUUAAUAAGAACAAUAAUAAUAUAUGCCGUGAGGCGGCAGGUAGCCUAGCGGUUAAGAGCAUUGGGCCAGUAACCGAAAGGUCGCUGGUUCGAAUCCCAGAGCUGGCAAGAUGGACAUAUCUGCUGUUCUGCCUUUGAGCAAGGCAGUUAACCCCCAACAACAACUGCUCCCAGAGCGCCGAUGACGUGGACGUUGAUUAAGGCAGCCCCCCGCGCCUCUCUGAUUCAGAGGGGUUGGGUUAAACGAGGAAGACACAUUUUGGUUGAAUGCAUUCAUUUGUGCUAGCUGACUAGGUCUCCCCUUUCAACACCAGGACUGUUUUCCUCAGCUGACUAGGUAUGCCCUUUCCCAUUUAGCAGAUGCUUUUAUCCAAACAGACUUAGUCAUGUGUGCAUACAUUUAACGUUUGGGAGGCUCCAGUGAAAAUCGAACCCACGACCCUUGGCGUUGUAAGCACCAUGUGUCCUCAAUCUACCUGGUUAAAUAAAGGUUGAUCAAUUAUUUAAAUAUGUCUGUGGUGAGUAAAUAAAUUGGACCUCUAUCUCGCUCUCUCUCUCACACACACACACACACACACACACACACACAGUUCGAUUGGCUGAUGAUGCAGAGUGUAACCUCUGAGUCGAGGAGGAAUGCAACGCACGCCAGAUUUUAAUUAGAUUUUGAUUACAUGAACCUCCUGUCUGGUCACUUUAUUACCAUGUGGAAAUCAUUAGAAAAGAGAGAGAAAAGAUCAAUAGUGUAAAUAUGCUACUUUACCUUUUAAAACAACCUCUGUAUAUAGAGCAACCCUAUACAAAGUUGGUCAGAUAUUUGAGUCUUUUCAAUGUGAGGUUAAUCAAUGUGUCUGUCUUUCUAGUGGAUAGUACACCUUCGCUUUUUCCACAUUUUGUUAUGUUACAGCCUUAUUCUAAAAUGGAUUAAAUACAAAAUGUUCCUCAUCAAUCUACACACAAAAGCCCAUAAUGACAAAGCGAAAACAGGUUUUUAGAAAUUUUUGCAAAUGUAUUAAAAAAACAGAAAUACUUUAUUUACAUAAGUAUUCAGACCCUUUGCUAUGAGACUCGAAAUUGAGCUCAGGUGCAUCCUGUUUCCAUUGAUCAUCCUUGAGAUGUUUCUACAACUUGAUUGGAGUCCACCUGUGGUAAAUUCAAUUGAUUGGACAUGAUUUGGAAAGGCACACACACCUGUCUAUAUAAGGUCCCAUAGUUGACAGUGCAUGUCAGAGCAAAAACCAGCCCGCUUGGAGUUUGCCAAAAGGCACCUAAAGGACUCUCAGACCAUGAGAAACAAGAUUCUCUGGUCUGAUGAAACCAAGCUUGAACUCUGAGCCUGAAUGCCAAGCGUCUGAAGGAAACCUGGCACCAUCCCUACGGUGAAGCAUGGUGGUGGCAGCAUCAUGUUGUGCGGAUGUUUUUCAGCGGCAGGGACUGGGAUGCUAGCCAAGAUUGAGAGAAAGAUGAACGGAGCAAAGUACAGAGAGAUCCUUGAUGGAAAACCUGCUCCAGAGCGCUCAGGACCUCAGAUUGGGGCAAAGAUUCACCUUCCAACAGGACAAAGACACUAUGCACACAGCCAAGACAAUGCAGGAGUGGCUUCGGGACAAGUCUCUGAAUGUCCUUGAGUGGCCCAGCCAGAGCCCGGACUUGAACCUGAUCGAACAUCUCUGGAUAGACCUGAAAAUAGCUUUGCAGCGAUGCUCCCCAUCCAACCAGACAGAGCUUAAGAGGAACUGCAGAGAAGAAUGGGAGAAACUCCCCAAAUACAGGUGUGCCAAGCUUGUAGUGUCAUACCCAAGAAGACUCAAGGCUGUAAUCGCUGCCAAAGGUGCUUCAACAAAGUACUGAGUAAAGGGUCUGAAUACUUAUGUAAAUGUGAUAUUUCUAAAAACCUGUUUUUGCUUUGUCAUUAUGGGGUAUUGUGUGUUGAUUGAUGAGGGACAUUUUUUACAAUUUUAAAUCAAUUUUAUAAUAAGGCUGUAACGUAACAAAAUGUGGAAAAAGUAAAUGGGUCUGAAUACUUUCCAAAGGCACUGUGUAUAUAGAAGCUUUGUGGGCUCUUGUUCUGUUUAUACAACCCACAACUUCAGCCAAAUAUUUUCACUGCCAUGAGAAAAGUUAUUCCUAAAUCUCUGCCUAGUUAUUUACACAAUGGAGGUGUAACAAAAGAGGCCAUCUUGUGUGUUGGCUGGCUGGAUGUUGGCUAGUUAUGGUGCUGGGAAGGCGCACACACACGCACACAAACUUCACUGCUUAUCACAAAGCUCAUGAAUUAUUGACUCCUAUUCCCCCCCCCCACCCCACCCUCCUCUCCCCCCUUAUCAGCCCGGUCCCCAUGGAAACAGCUCCCCCCCCUUCUUAGCUUAGGAUUUAGUUAGUCUUGUCUUUCUCCCUGGCUGAACCCACUUCUUCUAUCUCUCUCUACCUCUCUGAGCAGAACUGUUCAAUUGGCUUGAGUGGGUAAAUCAGGACAGACUGUAUUAGCUACAGUGUUGUACCAGGUUGAUGAUGGCCUGGCGAACAGAGCGUCACACAGCUGUCAACUGGACGUUUGUGUAGGCCUGGCUGCAUACUGUACGGGACACAUAGUUUAUCUAUGAAACACAUAUUCACAUACACACAUACAUUGGAAAUAGCGAUUUUAAAAUGAUUUACAUUUAAACGGCCACCACGUAAUGAGCGUUGCAGCCAGAGCUUGGGGUUUUAUUGGAUUUCCACGGGGUCGUGACCCUCAUGAGUUACACGAUGGAUUUGACCCCCCCUUACUCUAACCCUGACACCCAUGACCCUAACCCUGCUUCUCCCCAUCUCUUCUCAGAGAUUGUUUUGUCUCCCGUCUUCUUUCUCUCUGAAGCAACAGCUGGAAGUAAAUGUCUGAGUUUGAACUGGAGUAGCUCUGUUAGGCCUGUUUGUUAAUGUUACUUACUGUAGGGCUGUGGGAAUAACAGCUGUCUGUCUCUCCUCUCUUAUUUUCUCUGUCUCUCUCUGUCUCUCUCUCUCUCUGUCUCUCUCUCUCUCUCUCUCUGUCUCUCUCUCUCUCUCUGUCUCUCUCUCUCUCUCUCUCUGUCUCUCUCUCUCUCUCUCUCUCUCUCUCUGUCUCUCUGUCUCUCUGUCUCUCUCUCUCUCUCAAUUCAAUAAAUGCUUUAUUGACAUGAAUGGGUGGUUGCCACUGUUGCCAAAGCAAUGUAUGUGAAGUAUUACAAAUGAACAAUAUGUUUGAGCAACAAUAAUAAUAUCAACAAAUACAAUUAUAUGUGGAGAAUAAUUCACCACAAAGAAACAAACAACAAUUAAGAAAGUAAAUCUAGAAGGGCUCUAAUAUUAUGACAGGUCAGGACAUAAUCUGUAACUAGAUCUAUUGUCUCUAAUAUUAUGACAGGUCAGGACAUAAUCUGUAGCUAGAUCUAUUGUCUCUAAUAUUAUGACAGGUCAGGACAUAAUCUGCAGCUAGAUCUAUUGUCUCUAAUAUUAUGACAGGUCAGGACAUAAUCUGUAACUAGAUCUAUUGUCUCUAAUAUUAUGACAGGUCAGGACAUAAUCUGUAACUAGAUCUAUUGUCUCUAAUAUUAUGACAGGUCAGGACAUAAUCUGUAACUAGAUCUAUUGUCUCUAAUAUAAUGACAGGUCAGGACAUAAUCUGUAACUAGAUCUAUUGUCUCUAAUAUUAUGACAGGUCAGGACAUAAUCUGUAACUAGAUCUAUUGUCUCUAAUAUUAUGACAGGUCAGGACAUAAUCUGCAGCUAGAUCUUCUGUCUACGUUUUUAUCCUAACAAAAUGGAGAUUUUCUCCUCAACAGGCAGUUCAAGAAAUCCUGCAAUUCAUUCUUUACAUUCCAGGAGGUAAAUACCUCUGAGUCACAUGUGGAGUAGGAAGGGCUGGUCCUCCUGUACGUCACCUGACUCACAGUGCUGACAUAGUCUUUCUUCUCUGACCUUCCAUGUUUUUCUAUGGCGUCCUGUCUUUAUGGCCAGGCUAUGGUCACAGAGUCUGUACAUUGUUAAUGUCUUCCUUUGUUUGAAUUCUUUGAUUUUGACAAGGUGUUGUGCUAAUUUGAUAUCUCUAUUUAGAAUUUGGUAACAUAUUUGUUAGAAUUUCUCUCUCUCUCUCUCACUCCCCUCCCUCCCUGCCUCUCUCUAUAGUGUGUUAUUGACGGAGCAGUAGCAUGCGUCGUUAAUGCAGUAUUUCCAUACUCUCCCUAUCUGUCCUCUCCUGGUAGAUUGAUCUUGGCGUGCGGCCAGCGGUCCGGCGUAGGGAGCCUGUUGGGGCGGAGGAGUGGAACACCAACAUGGACCCUGAGGGACGCAUGAGGAACGUCUCACACCUCAAACAGACCAUAUUCAAAGGGGUAAGGAACCAACUAAAUACAGCAUGGUAACAUACUGAAACACCAGGAACCAACUAAAUACAGCAUGAUAACAUACUGAAACACCAGGAACCAACUAAAUACAGCAUGAUAACAUACUGAAACACCAGGAACCAACUAAAUACAGCAUGGUAACAUACUGAAACACCAGGAACCAACUAAAUACAGCAUGGUAACGUACUGAAACACCAGGAACCAACUAAAUACAGCAUGGUAACGUACUGAAACACCAGGAACCAACUAAAUACAGCAUGGUAACAUACUGAAACCCCAGGAACCAACUAAAUACAGCAUGAUAACAUACUGAAACACCAGGAACCAACUAAAUACAGCAUGGUAACAUACUGAAACACCAGGAACAACCUAAUACGAGCAUGGUAACAUACUGAACACCAGGAACCAACUAAAUACGCAUGGUACAUACUGAAACACCAGGAACCAACUAAAUACAGCAUGGUAACAUACUGAAACACCAGGAACCAACUAAUACAGCAUGGUACAUACUGAAACACCAGGAACCAACUAAAUACAGCAUGAUAACAUACUGAAACACCAGGAACCAACUAAAAUACAGCAUGGGUAACAUACUGAACCCCAGGAACCAACUAAAUACAGCAUGGUAACAUACUGAAACACCAGGAACCAACUAAAUACAGCAUGGUAACAUACUGAAACACCAGGAACCAACUAAAUACAGCAUGGUAACAUACUGAAACACCAGGAACCAACUAAAUACAGCAUGUAACAUACUGAAACCAGGAACCAACUAAAUACAGCAUGGUAACAUACUGAAACACCAGGAACCAACUAAAUACAGCAUGGUAACAUACUGAAACACCAGGAACCAACUAAAUACAACAUGAUAACAUACUGAAACACCAGGAACCAACUAAAUACAGCAUGGUAACAUAAUGAAACACCAGGAACCAACUAAAUACAGCAUGAUAUAACAUACUGAAACACCAGGAACCAACUAAAUACAGCAUGGUAACAUACUGAAACACCAGGAACCAACUAAAUACAGCAUGGUAACAUACUGAAACACCAGGAACAACUAAAUACAGCAUGGUAACAUACUGAAACACCAGGAACCAACUAAAUACAGCAUGAUAACAUACUGAAACACCAGGAACCAACUAAAUACAGCAUGGUAACAUACUGAAACACCAGGAACAACUAAAUACAGCAUGAUAACAUACUGAAACACCAGGAACCAACUAAAUACAGCAUGGUAACAUACUGAAACACCAGGAACCAACUAAAUACAGCAUGGUAACAUACUGAAACACCAGGAACCAACUAAAUACAGCAUGGUAACAUACUGAAACACCAGGAACCAACUAAAUACAGCAUGAUAACAUACUGAAACACCAGGAACCAACUAAAUACACAUGGUAACAUACUGAAACACCAGGAACCAACUAAAUACAGCAUGAUAUAACAUACUGAAAACACCAGGAACCAACUAAAUACAGCAUGGUAACAUACUGAAACACCCAGGAACCAACUAAAUACAGCAUGAUAACAUACUGAAACACCAGGAACCAACUAAAUACAAGCAUGGUAACAUACUGAAACACCAGGAACCAACUAAAUACAAGCAUGGUAACAUACUGAAACCACCAGGAACCAACUAAAUAACAGCAUUGAUAACAUAAUGAAACACACCAGGCAACCAACUAAAUACAACAUGUAACAUACUGAAACACCAGGAACCAACUAAAUACAGCAUGAUAACAUACUGAAACACCAGGAACCACUAAAUACAGCAUGGUAACAUACUGAAAACACCAGUAACCAACUAAAUACAAGCAUGAUAACAUACUGAAACACCAGGAACCAACUAAUACAACAUGAUAACAUACUGAAACACCAGAACCAACUAAAUACAGCAUGGAUAACAUACUGAAAACACCAGGAACCAACCUAAAUACAGCAUGGAUAACAUACUGAAACAACCAGGAACCAACUAAAUACAGCAUGGUAACAUACUGAAACACCAGGAACCAACUAAAUACAGCAUGAUAACAUACUGAAACACCAGGAACCAACUAAAUACAGCAUGAUAACAUACUGAAACACCAGGAACCAACUAAAUACAAGCAUGGUAAACAUACUGAAACACCAGGAACCAACUAAAUACAGCAUGAUAACAUACGGAAACACCGGGAACCAACUAAAUACAGCAUGGUAACAUACUGAAACACCAGGACCAACUAAAUACAGCAUGAUAACAUACUGAAACACCAGGAACCAACUAAAUACACAUGAUAACAUACUGAAACACAGGAACCAACUAAAUACAGCAUGGUAACAUACUGAAACACCAGAACCAACUAAAUACAGCAUGAUAACAUACUGAAACACCAGGAACCAACUAAAUACAGCAUGAUAACAUACUGAAACACCAGGAACCAACUAAAUACAGCAUGAUAACAUACUGAAACACCAGGAACCAACUAAAUACAGCAUGAUAACAUACUGAAACACCAGGAACCAACUAAAUACAGCAUGGUAACAUACUGAAACACCAGGAACCAACUAAAUACAGCAUGAUAACAUACUGAAACACCAGGAACCAACUAAAUACAGCAUGAUAACAUACUGAAACACCAGGAACCAACUAAAUACAGCAUGAUAACAUACUGAAACACCAGGAACCAACUAAAUACACAUGUAACAUACGAAACACCAGGAACCAACUAAAUACCAGCAUGAUAACAUUCUGAAACACCAGGAACCAACUAAAUACAGCAUGAUAACAUACUGAAACACCAGGAACCAACUAAAUACAGCAUGGUAACAUACUGAAACACCAGGAACCAACUAAAUACAGCAUGGUAACAUACUGAAACACCAGGAACCAACUAAAUACAGCAUGGUAACAUACUGAAACACCAGGAACCAACUAAAUACAACAUGAUAUAACAUACUGAAAUACAUUAUCAAACGGGUCAGUCUCUGUAUCUCAACUGAAAUAUCCUGGCAACGGAUUUUGCAAUGUUUGCAUAUUGUGGAAUUACACUUUUUCCCCAACAAAUAGGCAACACAUCCCUUUUGAAUAACACAGGUAAAUGGUCACUCUCUCCGCCUGUCACUUUGUGUAAUGCUGCCUGCUAUAACAACACUGCUCUGAAUAAGUUGAAAAACAUCCAAACAAAAUAGUAUAUUUAGUAAAUGGUGUUGCUAUUGUAAUUUAUCUACUGUUCUGUAAGAAUAUGAUUUUUAUUGUAGUGUCUGUUUUAACCAAGUAGGAUCUGUAUUGUAGAGUGUCUGUUUUAACCAAUAGGAUCUGUAUUGUAGAGUGUCUGUUUUAACCAAUAGGAUCUGUAUUGUAGAGUGUCUGUUUUAACCAAUAGGAUCUGUAUUGUAAGUGUCUGUUUUAACCAAUAGGAUCUGUAUUGUAGAGUGUCUGUUUUAACCAAUAGGAUCUGUAUUGUAGAGUGUCUGUUUUAACCAGACAUGAAUAGGAUCUGUAUUGUAGAGUGUCUGUUUUAACCAAUAGGAUCUGUAUUGUAGAGUGUCUGUUUUAACCAAUAGAUCUGUAUUGUAGAGUGUCUGUUUUAACCAAUAGGAUCUGUAUUGUAGAGUGUCUGUUUUAACCCAAUAGGAAAGAUGUCUGUUUAAUAGGAUUUGUAGAGUGUCUGUUUAACCAGACAUAAGGAUCUGUAUUGUAGAGUGUCUGUUUUAACCUAGACUUUAGGUGCGUUUACAAUAUGUCUAUUUAGAGUGUGUUACUAGGAUCUGUAUUGUAGAGUGUCUGUUUUAACCAAUAGGGUCUGUAUUGUAGUGUCUGUUUCACACUUGAGUCACCACAUCCUGAGAUUUGUAUCCCCUGUAGCCACAGAGGUAGCCCUAGACACACACACACGCACACACCCUCUGCUGUUAAUUAAGAGAGCAGCAACAGCACAAAUCCAGCACUGCUUUUAAUGCUGUUCCUUCAUAUACUGUUCAUCCUUCACAGAGCUUGCUACAGUAACUCCUCAAUAUGUUCAUCCUUCACAGAGCUAGCUACAGUAUCUCCUCAAUACUGUUCAUCCUUCACAGAGCUAGCUACAGUAUCUCCUCAAUACUGUCCAUCCUUCACAGAGCUAGCUACAGUAUCUCCUCAAUACUGUCCAUCCUUCACAGAGCUAGCUACAGUAUCUCCUCAAUACUGUCCAUCCUUCACAGAGCUAGCUACAGUAUCUCCUCAAUACUGUCCAUCCUUCACAGAGCUAGCUACAGUAGCUCCUCAAUACUGUCCAUCCUUCACAGAGCUAGCUACAGUAACUCCUCAAUACUGUCCAUCCUUCACAGAGCUAGCUACAGUAUCUCCUCAAUACUGUUCCAUCCUUCACAGAGCUAGCUACAGUAUCUCCUCAACACUGUUAUCCUUCACAGAGCUAGCUACAGUAUCUCCUCAAUACUGUUCCAUCCUUCACAGAGCUAGCUACAGUAUCUCCUCAAUACUGUCCAUCCUUCACAGAGCUAGCUACAGUAUCUCCUCAAUACUGUUCAUCCUUCACAGAGCUAGCUACAGUAUCUCCUCAAUACUGUUCAUCCUUCACAGAGCUAGCUACAGUAUCUCCUCAAUACUGUUCAUCCUUCACAGAGCUAGCUACAGUAUCUCCUCAAUACUGUCAUCCUUCACAGAGCUAGUACAGUAGCUCCUCAAUACUGUCCAUCCUCACAGAGCUAGCUACAGUAUCUCCGCAAUACUGUUCAUCCUUCACAGAGCUAGCUACAGUAUCUCCUCAAUACUGUCCAUCCUUCACAGAGCUAGCUACAGUAUCUCCUCAACACUGUUUAUCCUUCACAGAGCUAGCUACAGUAUCUCCUCAAUACUGUCCAUCCUUCACAGAGCUAGCUACAGUAUCUCCUCAACACUGUUUAUCCUUCACAGAGCUAGCUACAGUAUCUCCUCAAUACUGUCCAUCCUUCACAGAGCUAGCUACAGUAUCUCCUCAAUACUGUCCAUCCUUCACAGAGCUAGCUACAGUAUCUCCGCAAUACUGUUCAUCCUUCACAGAGCUAGCUACAGUAUCUCCUCAAUACUGUCCAUCCUUCACAGAGCUAGCUACAGUAUCUCCUCAAUACUGUUCAUUCUUCACAGAGCUAGCUACAGUAGCUCCUCAAUACUGUUCAUCCUUCACAGAGCUAGCUACCGUAGCUCCUCAAUACUGUUCAUCCUUCACAGAGCUAGCUACAGUAUCUCCUCAAUACUGUUCAUCCUUCACAGAGCUAGCUACAGUAUCUCCUCAAUACUGUCCAUCCUUCACAGAGCUAGCUACAGUAGCUCCUCAAUACUGUCCAUCCUUCACAGAGCUAGCUACAGUAGCUCCUCAAUACUGUUCAUCCUUCACAGAGCUAGCUACAGUAUCUCCUCAAUACUGUUCAUCCUUCACAGAGCUAGCUACAGUAUCUCCUCAAUACUGUCCAUCCUUCACAGAGCUAGCUACAGUAUCUCCUCAAUAUUGCAUUGUGAGUCGGUCUGCCUGUGGCCUUGAGCAGUGAGGCAGAACACUCAUUAAAGGCAGUAUCUGAUGCCUCUCUCUAGUCUCUCUACGUGGUGGAUAUAAAAAUAGGGGUCAGCCUCUUCUCAGAGAUCGUUUUGUCCUCUUGAAGCAACAGACUGAAUAAAUGGAGUUACGGGAUAGCCUCUUUAGCCUCGUUUGUAAGUUACUUGGAUGAUAAAAUAGGGUCGCCUUCUUUUUCCAGAGACUCGUUUGUCUCCCGUCUUCUUCUCUCUGCGUGAUAAUUGAGUUGACUGGAGUAGGUCGUAGGCUUUGUUUUAUAUCUACUGUAGGGCUGUGGGAAUAAAAGUGUUACUCUCUAUGAUUUCGUUCUGUUCUCUCUCUCAUUUGUCUUACUCUACUGUCUCUCUGUUAUCUCUGUCUAUUCUCUUCUCUCUAUACUUGCUCUGUCUUCUCUAGUCUCUUCUCUUCUUCUCUCUCUCUCUCUCUCUAUUCUCUGUUGUCUCUUAUCUUCUACUUCUCUCUCUCUCUCUCUCUCUGUUUGUCUCUCCUCUCUCUCUCUCUUCUCCUCUUCUCUCUUCUUUACUCUUCUCUCUCUCUUUCUCUUCUCUCUCUUCUCUCUUCUCUCUUCUUCUCUGUCUCUCUCCUCUCUUCUCUCUCUCUGUUCUCUCUCUGGUCUCUCUCACGCGCUAUCUCUCUACUCUAUGUCUCUCGCUCGUUGCUACUCUAUCUCUCUCUUGUCUCUUCUCUCUGUUUCUCUCUCGCUCUCUGUCUCUCUCUCUCCUCUCUCUCUCUGUCUCUCUUAUUAUCUAUGUCUCUGUCUUCUCUCUCUCUCUCUCUGUCUCUCUCUCUCUCUCUGUCUCUCUCUCUCUCUCUCUCCCUCUCCCCCCAUCACUCUUUCUGUCUCUCCUUCCGUCCUAGGGUCUGUGUCAUGUGUUGAGGAAGGAGGGAUGGAAGUUUCUGCUGGGCUACUUCCCCUGGGAGAGCACCUCGGAGGAGAGGAGGAGUCUGACCAGGAGGAAAACGUGAGAGAGCUACUCCUACUCAUUAGGAGACUGGGAGCCCUGCCAUGGUUGACACGUUAUCUCUGUCAGAUCUGCAUCAUAACAGCACUGUUGAUGAAAUACUAGGAUGUGAAACCCCACAACUCUCACGUCAUGUUGUCUUUAUGGUUGUAGAGAGAUUUUCACAAAGUUUAUGAAUCGGUAAGCUUUACAUUUACAAGUAAAUAUGACUUUGGAUUUCAGAAUGGCUAAUAAGUUUGUGUGAAAACAAACGGUGCUGUUCAGAUGGCGUUAUGAGUACGGUGUAUGAAGAGAAUACUAGUUCUCAUAGCACAGCACCAGGUUAUGUUGUAAACCAGUUUAAGGAAAGUAAAGUGGCCCCUACUAUCCUGUUUAUUUUUUUAUUUUUUAUUUUAUUUCACCUUUAUUUAACCAGGUAAGCCAGUUGAGAACAAGUUCUCAUUUACAACUGCGACCUGGCCAAGAUAAAGCCAAGCAGUGCUAUAAAAACAACAACACAGAGUUACAUAUGGGGUAAAACAAAACAUAAAGUCAAAAAUACAACAGAAAUACAUAUAUAUACAGUGUGUGCAAAUAUAGUAAGUUAUGGAGGUAAGGCAAUAAAUAGGCCAUAGUGCAAAAUAAUUACAAUUAGUAUUAACACUGGAAUGAUAGAUGUGCAAGAGAUGAUGUGCAAAUAGAGAUACUGGGGUACAAAUGAACAAAAUAAAUAACAAUAUAGGGAUGAGGUAGUUGGGUGGGCUAAUUUCAGAUGGGCUGUGUACAGGUGCAGUGAUCGGUAAGGUGCUCUGACAACUGAUGCUUAAAGUUAGUGAGGGAGAUAAGAGUCUCCAGCUUCAGAGAUUAUUAUACAUCACACAGUAAACACACCCCUAAAUGAGGUUAGGGCAUUAGGGCUGGGAAUUGUCAGGGACCUCACGAUACGAUAUUAUCACGAUACGUAUGUGCCGACUCUAUAUGUAUUACGAUACGAUAUUAUCACGAUACGUAUGUGCCGACUCUAUAUGUAUUACGAUACGAUAUUAUCACGAUACGUAUGUGCCGACUCUAUAUGUAUUACGAUUCGAUAUUGCGAUUUGAUGUUCCAAACAUAUUGCUCACUAACUGUCUGCUGCAGAGAGACCGUGAGAAAAUAAGUUUUGAUCAGUCAUGGAAAUAAGUGCUGAUAACAUGUUGGGUCACUAUUAAAAGGUCCAAUGCGGCCAUUUUUUUAUCUGAAUAUCAAAUAAUUUCUGGGAAACAAUUAAGUACCUUCCUGUGAUUUGUUUUUUAAUUAAAAGGGUCAAAAAGAAACAAAAAUAGUUUAUUCUCAAGCAAGGAUUUAGCAAGGGCUCUCUGGGAGUGGUCUGAGUGGGGAGGGGAACACUAGCUGUGAUUGGCAGAGAGGUUUGGAACGCUCUUUCUUAUUGGUCUGUUAACUAAUUUACUGCCUGGUGAUGUCACCAAGCAGGACAAAACUCCAUCCCACCAAAACAGACAGAAAUUUCAGGCGGUCUUUUCAAACAACUCUUACACUAAAAUGGCAUUAUAAUUUUCACAAUAUUAUUUCAACCUUAUAGUGUGGAAAUGUAUUUAAAAGACAGGAAAAUCACGAUUUUGACUGCACUGGGCCUUUAAAAAUAAGAUGCUAUAGGACGGAAAAUACUGGCGUUUUGCCGCAGAUAGUCGACUAGCACUAGCUAACACUAUCUAGCAAAAUAUGAAAAUAUACAUUUUUUUAAUAUUUUUUUUUACUUUGAGUCAAAGUAUCUAUAAUAUAGUCCAAAAUAAUAUUGUGAUAUGUAACUAUCAAUUUUUUCCCCGCGUCGUCUCUCUCCUUUACUUUUCUCAUUCAUUUACAUUUUAGUCAUUUAGCAGACGCUCUUAUCCAGAGCCACUUACAGUUAGUGAGUGCAUACAUUAUUAUUUUUUUUUUUAAUCUUUCCUCAACGAUGACUACUUAUUGCCUCUUCUCAUCCUCUCUUCCUCUCUUUCCUCAGGGAUGAGUACUUCCGUAUGAAGCUCCAGUGGAAGUCAGUGAGUGAGGAGCAAGAGAAACGCAACAGCAGGUUAAGAGACCACAGGAGUCUUAUAGGUAAUCACCACCAUCAUCAUCAUCAUCACUUCUAACAGAAUGUUAGUCAGGAGUCUUAUAGGUAAUCACCACCAUCAUCAUCAUCUUCUAACAGAAUGUUAGUCAGGAGUCUUAUAGGUACCGGUAAUCACCACCAUCAUCUUCUUCUAACAGAAUGUUAGUCACCAGAUAACGUGUAUUGGCAGUAUCCUAGAGGUUAGACCAGCAGCCGGAAGGCUUUCAUCACAUGUAACAUAUCCUGCCAUUGUGCCCUUGAGCAAGGCACUUAACCCCCACAAUUGCUGCUGCUGACCCUGUGCCGCUCAACGUGUGUUUGUGUAUCUGGGGGUGUUGGGGAAGCCAGAAGCCAAACGUCCAUUCAAACUGAAGGACAAUAGUUGUAUUCUAUUUGAUUCUGUUGGUCUGACAGUAGGAUGGGUAAGUGGUUUGUACAAUGGGCACUGUGGCCAACAGAUAGGAGACCUUUCCAAUAUGCUAAUGAGUCAGGCUCCUUGUUCCAGGAUCCUGUCAGCAAUUUAAACUUCCCCAGCCAGUGAAGAACAAAACUUGGCCACAUUCGGUCUGGGUUUCACCCCAAACUGCUCAGCAAAGCCAUCGAAAACAAAGUGUGACACCACUCCUGGUUUAGCAGCUUGAAGACUGAGCUGGGCCUGGAACCAAUCUGGCUCCCGUCGGAUCAACCCCAUGUUUUAUUCAAUAUUCCAUCAGCGUCGUCAGCCUGUAGAACAGAGCCCCGUGGCUACGUCCCAAAUGGCACCCUGUAGAGUGCACUACUUUUGACCAGAGCCCCUGUGUGCACUAAAUAGGGACUAGGUGGCCAUUUGGGACGUAGCCCGUGUCAGCCAGGUAAUGGGGUCUCAUCUCCUGAUUGUAGAGGAAUGAUCCAUACUGCAUCUGGCUGGCACCUCAAUGUACUUGGCAUUUCUAUUCUCUCUGUCUCUCUCUCUCUCUCUCUCUCUCUCUCUCCGUCUCUCUCCUCUCUCUCUCUCUCUCUCUCUCUCUCCCUCUCUCCUCUCUCUCUCUCUCUCCCUCUCCCUCUCCCUCUCCCUCUCUCUCUCUCUCUCUCUCUCUCUGUCUCUGUCUCUGUCUCUCUCGCUCUCUCUCUCUCCUCUCUCUCGCUCUCUCUUGCUCUCUCUCUCUCUGAGUCUCGCCCCUCUCUAUUCAAAGGAUAGAAAUUAGGCUCCGGUUGUAACAGGGUUAGGGUUGUGUGCUCUCUGUAAAUGUCAACCUGAAAUGAAUAUGGAAAUUAGCGGCGGCUGGCACGGAGCAAUGCAGAUCUACUGAAGUGCUGCUGGUUCCAUUUCUGACUUCAACUCCUGGUAGUAAACUUUUGUCUAAGGACAAUCAGGCGAGUUUGUGUGGUGAAGUCGGGGCCUGUAUUCGUAAAGGCUCUCAGAGUAGGAGUGCUGACCCAGGAUCAGGUUCCUUCUGUCCAUGUCAUCUGAUUCAUUAUGUUCUAAUAGAUCAGUACUCCUCCUACUCUGACUCUUUAUGAAUACUGGCCCUGGUGGCUGUUAGUUCCCUCUACAGAGAAAGACCCUCCUACUCUUUAUGAAUACUGGCCCUGGUGGCUGUUAGUUCCCUCUACAGAGAAAGACCCUCCUACUCUUUAUGAAUACUGGCCCUGGUGGCUGUUAGUUCCCUCUACAGAGAAAGACCCUCCUACUCUUUAUGAAUACUGGCCCUGGUGGCUGUUAGUUCCCUCUACAGAGAAAGACCCUCCUACUCUUUAUGAAUACUGGCCCUGGUGGCUGUUAGUUCCCUCUACAGAGAAAGACCCUCCUACUCUUUAUGAAUACUGGCCCUGGUGGCUGUUAGUUCCCUCUACAGAGAAAGACCCUCCUACUCUUUAUGAAUACUGGCCCUGGUGGCUGUUAGUUCCCUCUACAGAGAAAGACCCUCCUACUCUUUAUGAAUACUGGCCCUGGUGGCUGUUAGUUCCCUCUACAGAGAAAGAAGUAAACAGGACAGAUAAACAGAGUCUAAAGACAGGCCGUCAGUCCGUCCGCACGUCCGUCCGUCAGUCCGUAAGGAUGGAUUGUGUAAAUUCUGCAUCUAUAUAUUUUGUCUGUAUUUUCUGUCUAUUGUCUGUAUGUAAUUGUCUGUCUGUCUAACUCCAUAGCAGCACCGUUUCACUGAGUCAAAUCCUGUACACGCAAAAAUGUAUUUGGUGAAUAAAGAUGAUUCUGAUCCUAAGGUCCCUGACUGCGUUGAUUUCCUCCACAGAUAAAGACGUGAACAGGACAGAUCGGACCAACACGUUCUAUGAAGGAGCAGACAGCCCAGGACUGAUUCUGCUGCACGACGUCCUCAUGACCUACUGCAUGUAUGACUUUGACCUGGGUAAGACAAAGCCUGUCAUACUGCAUGUA